AUGGCUAAAUCAAAGAACCACACCGCCCACAACCAAACCAAAAAGGCUCACAAAAACGGUAUUAAAAAACCAAAGACCUACAAAUACCCAUCUUUGAAAGGUGUUGAUGCUAAAUUCAAGAGAAACCACAGAUACGCUUUGCACGGUACUGCUAAAGCUUUGGCUAAAGCUAGAGCUGAAAAAUCCGCUUAA
Candida tropicalis MYA-3404 is the source of this 192-nucleotide messenger RNA. RefSeq names its product 60S ribosomal protein eL29 (gene RPL29). Bases 1 to 192 code for a protein of 63 amino acids. The record is from RefSeq and is a predicted model, not a curated record. Gene Ontology annotation, cellular component: ribosome; cytosolic large ribosomal subunit. Lineage: Eukaryota; Fungi; Ascomycota; Pichiomycetes; Serinales; Debaryomycetaceae. Gene Ontology annotation, biological process: cytoplasmic translation. Gene Ontology annotation, molecular function: structural constituent of ribosome. The transcript has a single exon.